Molecule: messenger RNA, 1059 nt
Organism: Tauraco erythrolophus (red-crested turaco)
Lineage: Eukaryota; Metazoa; Chordata; Aves; Musophagiformes; Musophagidae
Source: RefSeq, a predicted model, not a curated record
GAGGAGGAGAUCUUCAAGCUUCCAGGCAGGCUGAGAAUCCAGCCCUCGCUGUGGAGCAAGGACGACGUGAUCCACUGGCUCAGAUGGGCUGAGAAAGAGUAUUCCCUUCGGCAAACGGACAAAAGCAAGUUUGAAAUGAACGGCAAAGCCCUGUGCAUCCUCACCAAGGAUGACUUCAGACACCGAGCUCCGAGCUCAGGUGAUGUGUUAUAUGAAAUACUUCAAUACAUUAAGACUCAAAGAAGAGCUCUGGUGUGCAGCCCUCUGCUGAACUCACCCUUCAGGGAGGCCAGCAGCAUAGAGGAAGGGCUUUGGAGGAUCUCCUGGGACUUGAUGUAUUGCACCGUAGGGUUUGUUUUUUGUUUUUCAGGAGCAGACUGUAGUGCCAAGGCUGCCCCAGUUGCUGUUUCCUCCUGCCUGGGUUGUGCAGAACAGCCUGUGUCCUGCAGCCACACGGUGCCCCUGAACCUCUCCCAUCACAGCUUGGAGGGCAGCUGCAAGGCAGAUGCCAUCUGCUCUUUUCCUACAGCCCCGUUGGCCCCAGUGGAUGGGAAAAUUGCAGACUGCAGGUUGCUGUGGGAUUAUGUGUACCAGCUCCUUUCCGACAGCCGCUACGAGCCCUACAUCAAGUGGGAAGACAAGGAAGCCAAAGUCUUCCGGGUCGUUAACCCGAACGGACUUGCCCAGCUCUGGGGGAACCACAAGAACCGGAUGAACAUGACAUACGAGAAGAUGUCACGAGCGCUCAGACAUUACUACAAACUCAACAUCAUCAAAAAGGAGCCAGGGCAGAAGCUGUUGUUCAGGUUUUUGAAGACUCCUGGGGAGAUCAUCCAUGAGAAAUCCAGCAAACUGGAGCAGCUGGAGAAUGAGGACCAUGAAGAUUUGAAAGAAGACCCGCUGGAAGUUUCACCAUAAGGAAUCUUUGAAGGUGGCACUUGCAGCGCAUCGCAGACAGAUUUGUGCUCCGCUGGGAAGUGCUGGCGUCUCUUGUCUCCUAGACAGAAGGCCACAGGGCUGAUCUUGAAUUUCAAAACCUGCCUUGAGCCGAAGCUGUGA